GGAUUUCCAAGGAGUGCCGGGUGGCCGCUCGUACAGCCCGGCCAUGUCACCCCCCGGCCCCCCGGAUGGUGGCUGGGGCUGGGUGGUGGUCUUCGGGGCUUUCAUUUCUAUCGGCUUCGCCUACGCCUUCCCCAAAGGCUUAGCCAUCUUCUUCAAAGAAAUCCAGGAUUUCUUUGGCACGUCCUAUAGCGAGAUCGCGUGGGUCUCUUCCAUCAUGUUGGCCACGACCUACGGUGCAGGUCCCAUUAGCAGUAUUUUGGUGAACCGCUAUGGCAGCCGCCCCGUGGUUAUGUUUGGAGGCCUGCUGUGUGGCAUUGGGAUGGUCUCAGCCGCCUUCUGCACCAGCAUCCUGCAGCUCUACAUCUGCGUGGGCUUCAUUACAGGAUUUGGCCUUGCUCUCAACCUCCAGCCAUCAGUGAUAAUCAUAGGAAAAUACUUUUUGAAGAGAAGACCCAUCGCGAAUGGCCUUGCUAUGGCAGGGAGCCCCGUGAUGCUUUGCACCCUGGCUCCUCUCAACCAGUUCCUUUUUGACAAUUUUGGCUGGAGGGGCAGCUUUUUAAUUCUUGGGGCAAUUCUAUUAAACUGCUGUGUGGCAGGAGCUCUCUUCAGACCCAUUGGGGCAGCCACAGCAUCAGUCAAAACCCAGGCAAUUGAGGAAGGGAAGGCUCCACUGAAAGAAGAGGUCACUAAGGAUGCCAUGGAAAUGAGUAGUCCCAUGAACGUCCCCACGGAGGCCAAAACAGAAGAGGAAGGAGGAAAGGACUGCUGUGAAAAAAUCAAUCAGUACCUCGAUUUUUCCCUCUUUAAGCACAGAGGGUUCUUGAUUUACCUGAUAGGAAACGUGCUCAUGUUCCUGGGAUUUUUUGCCCCCAUCGUUUUUUUGGCACCCUAUGCAAAGCACAUUGGCAUUGAUGAAUAUUCAGCUGCUUUCCUCCUUUCGAUCCUUGCUAUCGUGGACAUGAUUGCCCGACCUACCACUGGCAUCAUUGCAAACAGCAAGUGGGUGAGGCCACGGAUUCAGUACUUUUUCAGCUUCUCCAUUGCUUUCAACGGUGCCUGCCACCUUCUGUGCCCACUGGCUUCUGGCUACACGGGGCUCGUUGUCUACUCCGUCUUUUUUGGCUUGGCCUUCGGCAUGGUUUGUGCCAUGCUCUUUGAAACGCUCAUGGACCUUGUGGGAGCUGCCCGGUUCACAAGCGCUGUUGGCCUGGUCACCAUUGCAGAGUGCUGCACGAUAUUGCUGGGACCACCUAUUGGAGGAACUCUAAUCGAUACUUUUGGGGACUAUAAAUAUAUGUUCAUUAAAUGUGGAGCUGUGAUGGUCCUGGCAGGAACCUUCCUGUUCAUCAUGAAUUACUAUAAUUAUCGUAUGCUUGCCAAGGAGGAGAAGGAAAGAAAGGCAAAAGAAGAGGAUCCUAAAUCUGUAAGGACAGAAAAUGAAGGCAGAAAUAACUGGAACAAAGAAACUGCACAGGAUGGGCCUGAGCUGAAACCUUUGAGAGAAGAACAAGAAGGACUAAAGAAGGAAGUGAAUGGCACAAAUGAAGUUUAAACCUGUUCCCAUGGGCUGAAUGGAAAAUUACUUCUGGGUGCUUGAGUGGACACCAGCUGUGAAAUCACACUAGGUUUUUAAAUUUUGCUCUAUGCUCUGCAGUGUGCCUCCUCUUCCAUGUUGUAGGAGAAGACUAGAACAAAAACAAGUCUAGUUUCUUACAAAGUGCUGGGACACAGUGCAGUACCCACUUGCAUACCAAAGGUCCUGCAACGUUUUUCUUUAGAUAUUUCCCAUUUCCCGGAGUCACCAAGUAAGGGCGUAAGUGACACCCCACUUUUAUUCCCUGUACUGCAGCUCUACUCAGUGAAAAGGCCAGUGGCCAUCAGAGUCAAUGCAGAGCCCUUCCAGCAGCCUGAACAGACCUUGCAUUGAGUACAGUGAUGGCUGGAUCUUCUCACCAUGCGGUCAAAAGUCUUUGGCUCUCGUUGACUGCCGUGUCAGAAUUAUCCCAGGGAUUUAAUGCUGCCUUCUACUGGCAGUUGCACUGCGACUUGCACCUCUGUCUCAUGAAAAUGUAAAAUAGACCUUACACUCAUCUUAAUUACCACAGGAGAGAGAUUCUUGAACAGAACAAGGGCAGCAGAAGCCUGUGCAUGAAGUGGCAGCGAGGCAGCCUGUCUUUGUGUCUGGAGCGUACUAGAAAGGAACUAACUUAGGGUGGCUCAUCAUGGCAAAACCAGGGACUUUCUCAGGGACCUCUGCAUUUUGCAAAAUGCUUUGAGAAAGGUGACAUUAUGCAAGGGGCAGCACAAGGCUGACAUGCUGCAGCAGUCCUUCUUCCAGGUCCUUUGUCUGUCUGUGGGACAGAAAUUUAGUCUCAAAGGGCUUAAACUUUGAUUUACAUUUGAACAGCGCAAAUUCUUUAAAAUUUUCGCUAGGAGGUUACACAGUCCUUAUUAUCCAAUAUCUGAGUGCCUUACUGGUUUUAGUAUGCUUUCUCUUUACAGCACCCUGGUGAGGCAGUGUCGUUGCUACUAAUUAAUUGUACAAAUGAAGAACUGAAGCCUAGAGGAGCUAUGAGCAUCAUUGCAUCAGUGAAUGCCAGGCUUAGGCAUGCCAGACCUGAAGUGGGGUCCACUGCCCUGAGUUGGCCACCGUGGCUACCUAUGUGAAGGACAACAUCGGCAGCUGAGGAGAGGAGCUGAAAGCCUGGCUGCUGAGCACAGGCAUCCCCCUGCUAGAAAGUAGAAAAUACCAUGGAUGGUCAUGUGUUAAACCACAGCCCUCUCUGCAGUGCAGCCUGCUUACUUUGUGCUUCGUACUACUCAGGAUUCAUAAUUUUAAACACCAUCUUAGAGCUGCAACCUUGUGCCAUGUUUUUUUUUUUAACCUGGUUAAGUUGCAUCCCUCCUGGAGGGAAUCCAAACACAAGUGUCCCCACUUUGUUUGGGCGGGGUUAGGCACCUCCUUGUUGCCAGCCCUGCAAUACCUGGUGGCCUCUUGCCACCCUGUUGCAUGAAAUCAAGUUUCCCCAGGUCAGUGAUGCAGAGCUGGAGCUGAGGCCAUGUAGGAGCCUCUUACCCAGAGGUGGUAAUUUUGAGCCAGGAAGAUCUGGACACAGACAGCAAACACUGAUGUAUUUUUAUAAUAAGCAGCUGUUGCCUGAGAGCAAGAAUGCUGAGCAUGGCACCAUGUAGUUGAACUGUCAGCCUUUUGUGGAUUUAGCUCCAAGUGACUGGAUAUAAAAAAAAAAAAAGGGGGGGGGGGGGCUUUUGAGGCAGAUCACCCAAAUCCAAAGCUAACACCAGUCCAUAGGCUAUAUCUCCUCUUUCCUUCCUUCAGUACCACCCUUAUGUGAUCACAUUUUUCUCAUGACUGUCACCGAAGAACUGUAUUUCAUUAUCACUUGUAUACACACUGUGAAGAAUGGCUUGUAAAAAUACUUCCAUAAAUACAGUAUACUCUUAAAUUUAGAUCACUCAUAUCUUCUUGUAUAAAACCUUUUCUGUGAAAUCUUUUGUUCCACUAAAGAAUAAUGACCUUUGGCUGUUGACUUCAGUAGGACUUAAAUUUUAUCCUUAUGUAGUACCUUGCAUUUCCUCUGAAAAACAAAAUCUACACAAUAUACUUUGGCUUUUUUAGCUGUAUUUGUAAUGUCCUUUAUUUCUAUCAAAUAUACAUAUGGUAUUUCAGUAAAAAAUGCACUGAUAGAAGGUCCUGAGCAUUUUUCAAUAUGCCUUCU
Calidris pugnax (ruff) is the source of this 3737-nucleotide messenger RNA. Its product is annotated as monocarboxylate transporter 2-like. The transcript has 4 exons. Gene Ontology annotation, biological process: monocarboxylic acid transport; transmembrane transport. NCBI's taxonomy places the organism in Eukaryota, Metazoa, Chordata, Aves, Charadriiformes, Scolopacidae. Gene Ontology annotation, molecular function: monocarboxylic acid transmembrane transporter activity. The record is from RefSeq and is a predicted model, not a curated record. Gene Ontology annotation, cellular component: membrane. The coding region runs from base 44 to 1552 and encodes 502 amino acids.